Molecule: messenger RNA, 5075 nt
Organism: Enhydra lutris kenyoni (northern sea otter)
Lineage: Eukaryota; Metazoa; Chordata; Mammalia; Carnivora; Mustelidae
Gene: GPR158
Product: G protein-coupled receptor 158
Exons: 11
Coding region: 10-3603 (1197 amino acids)
Biological process (GO): G protein-coupled receptor signaling pathway
Cellular component (GO): membrane
Molecular function (GO): G protein-coupled receptor activity
Source: RefSeq, a predicted model, not a curated record
GCGAAGCAGAUGGGAGCCAUGGCUUAUCCCUUACUCUUCUGCCUCCUGCUUGCUCAUCUGGGAUUGGGAACUGUUAGCACCGGCCGCGACCCUCCGGGACGGCUGGAUUCCCCUCGAGAGAGAACUCUGAGGCUGAAGCAGCACGCCCAGCAGCCGGCUCGAGCCUCUGCCUCGGACCCCUCAGCUCCCUGGAGCCGCUCCACCGACGGCACCAUCUUGGCGCAGAAACUCGCCGAGGAGGUGCCCAUGGACGUGGCCUCUUACCUCUACACCGGGGACUCCCACCAGCUGAAGCGAGCCAACUGCUCCGGCCGCUACGAGUUGGCGGGCCUGCCAGGGAAGUCGUCAGCCCUAGCCAGCUCCCAUCCCUCCUUGCACGGGGCGCUGGACACGCUGACACACGCCACUAACUUCCUCAACAUGAUGCUGCAGAGCAAUAAGUCGCGGGAGCAGAACUUGCAGGACGACCUGGAGUGGUACCAGGCACUGGUGCGGAGUCUCCUGGAGGGCGAACCCAGCAUUUCCCGGGCAGCCAUCACCUUCAGCACCGAGUCGCUGUCCGCGCCGGCCCCGCAGGUUUUCCUCCAGGCCACCCGCGAAGAGAGUCGCAUCCUGCUCCAAGAUCUGUCCUCCUCGGCACACCACUUGGCCAACGCCACGCUGGAGACGGAGUGGUUCCACGGCCUGCGGCGCAAGUGGAGGACCCACUUACACCGCCGAGGCUCUAAUCAGGGCCCCCGGAGCCUGGGCCAUAGCUGGCGGCGCAGGGACGGACUUGGCGGGGACAAGAGCCACGUCAAGUGGUCUCCGCCUUAUCUGGAGUGCGAGAACGGGAGUUACAAGCCCGGGUGGCUGGUCACUCUCUCCGCUGCUUUCUACGGGUUGCAGCCUAACCUGGUCCCGGAAUUCAGGGGUGUUAUGAAAGUUGACAUAAAUCUUCAGAAAGUGGACAUUGACCAAUGUUCAAGUGAUGGCUGGUUUUCAGGAACUCACAAAUGUCACCUUAACAAUUCAGAGUGUAUGCCAAUUAAAGGCCUAGGAUUCGUGCUUGGAGCCUAUCAGUGCAUUUGCAAAGCAGGAUUCUAUCAUCCUCAAGACUUCUCAGUGAACAACUUUCAGAGAAGUGCAAAAGAUGUGUCAGAAGAAGCCCAUGUCUGCCUACCCUGCAGGGAGGGCUGCCCCUACUGUGCUGAUGACAGCCCCUGCUUUGUCCAGGAGGAUAAGUAUUUGCGACUUGCUAUCAUCUCCUUCCAAGCCCUGUGUAUGCUGCUCGACUUCGUUAGCAUGCUGGUGGUCUACCACUUUCGCAAAGCAAAGAGCAUCAGGGCAUCGGGCCUUAUCCUCUUGGAAACCAUUCUUUUUGGGUCUCUGCUGCUAUACUUUCCAGUUGUUAUUUUGUACUUUGAGCCAAGCACAUUUCGCUGUAUUCUCCUCAGAUGGGUCCGUCUUCUCGGUUUUGCUACUGUUUAUGGAACUGUCACCCUCAAGCUUCACAGGGUUUUGAAGGUGUUUCUUUCGAGAACAGCCCAGCGGAUUCCAUAUAUGACUGGUGGACGGGUCAUGAGGAUGCUGGCAGUAAUGCUCCUGGUAGUAUUCUGGUUUCUUGUUGGCUGGACUUCAUCUGUUUGCCAGAAUUUGGAGAGGCAAAUUUCACUUAUUGGCCAAGGGCAAACAUCUGAUCACCUCAUCUUCAACAUGUGCCUCACCGAGCGCUGGGAUUACAUGACAGCAGUCGCUGAAUUUUUAUUCCUCUUGUGGGGUGUUUAUCUCUGCUAUGCAGUGCGGACGGUGCCAUCAGCCUUUCACGAGCCACGCUAUAUGGCUGUUGCAGUUCACAACGAGCUCAUUAUCUCUGCUGUAUUCCACACAAUCAGAUUCGUUCUUGCCUCAAGACUUCAGUCUGACUGGAUGCUAAUGCUGUAUUUUGCACAUACUCAUUUGACUGUGACAGUCACCAUUGGGUUGCUUUUGAUUCCAAAGUUUUCACAUUCAAGCAAUAACCCCCGAGAUGACAUUGCUACAGAAGCGUAUGAAGAUGAGCUGGACCUGGGCCGGUCUGGGUCCUACCUGAACAGCAGCAUCAACUCCGCAUGGAGUGAGCACAGCUUAGACCCGGAAGACAUUCGGGAUGAGCUGAAGAAACUCUAUGCCCAGCUGGAGAUAUAUAAAAGAAAGAAGAUGAUUACGAAUAACCCCCACCUCCAGAAAAAGCGGUGCUCCAAGAAGGGCUUGGGCCGUUCGAUCAUGAGGCGCAUCACCGAGAUCCCAGAGACAGUCAGCAGGCAGUGUUCCAAAGAGGACAAGGAAGUCACAGACCACAGCAUGGCCAAAAGCACUGCCCUGACCAGGAAGAACCCACAAGAGUCUUCAGGUAAUACUGGGAAGCCCAAAGAGGAGUCCCUGAGAAACCGAGUCUUCUCGCUAAAGAAAUCACAUAGCACUUACGAUCACGUGAGGGAGCACACAGAAGAGUCCAACAGUUUACCGGUGGAAAGCCAGGAAGAGGAGGCUACAGAAAAUUCCACACUGGAGUCUCUGUCAAGUAAAAAACUUACCCAGAAGCUAAAAGAAAACAGUGAGACCGAGUCCACAGAGUCUGUGCCUUUGGUGUGUAAGUCGGCAAGCGCUCACAAUCUCAGCUCAGAGAAGAAGCCGGGCCACCCCCGAACAUCCGUGUUGCAGAAGUCUCUCAGUGUCAUAGCAAGUGCCAAGGAGAAGACUCUUGGAUUGGCUGGGAAAACCCAAACAUCGGGCGUGGAAGAACGUGCAAAAUCCCAGAAACCUCUGUCAAAAGAGAAAGAAGCAAACAGAAAGUACUCCAAUUCAGAUAAUGCAGAGACUAAAGAUUCUGCCCCCCAAAACUCCAAUCAUUUGGAGGAGCCAAGAAAACCUCAGAAAUCUGGGAUUAUGAAGCAACAAAGGGUCAACCCGCCCACUGCCAGUUCUGACAUGAGCCCAGGCACCACCAAGAAGAAGAACAACUUUGACAUAGGGGAGGUGUGCCCUUGGGAGAUUUAUGACCUGGCCCCUGGUCCUGUGCCUUCAGAAUCAAAAGUUCAAAAACACGUAUCUAUUGCAGCUUCUGAGAUGGAGAAAAACCCAACUUUUUCCUUAAAGGAGAAAUCUCAUCAGAAGACCAAGGCAGCUGAACUGUGUCAGCAAACCAGUCAGAAGAGCAUAGACAAGGCUGAGGUAUGCCCUUGGGAGAGCCAAGGUCAGCCCGGUUUUGAAGAUGAGAAGCCUUUGAUUUCUAAGACUCAGGUUCCCCCAGGGAGAGCCAAAGAUGAGAACGGCAGUCAGCAUUAUGCCACCAACGUGUGUGCUGGGCAGUACGAAGAACCACCCCCCAAAGUUGUAGCACCAAAAAUCAAGAAUGAAAAUCUCAACCCAACAGGAGACCAGGAAAAAAAGACCUCUUCCCCCGAGGAAAAUGCGCCCCGCUCCUAUAACUCAAGUAAUAACCUUUGGCAGCCUUUAACAUCACGAGCUGAGGUGUGUCCUUGGGAGUUUGAGGCCGCAGAUCAACCAAAUGCUGAAAGAAGUGUAGCUUUACCUGCCUCUUGCACUCUAAGUGCAAACAAGAUGGCGGGGCCUCGGAAAUAAGAGGUCAGGGAUCCUUUUAAAGUGUAGCAUCCCCAGAAAGAAAAGGAGAAGGAAGAAACCCUGAAUUCGACAGAAGACAGAAGGAUCAAAAAUUCCCAAGGAGUGUUUGUCAUUGGAGGGAAACGUGAAAGUCACAAGUGGAAAAAGACAGGGAGGGCAGAGCAACGCCACAGUGGAAGAAUGAGACUGGCCAAGGGAAGUCUGUCUUCCCCUGAGAACACGAGGAGAAGCCUUACAUUUCAGCAUGGUUAGCGGGAGUCGCCCUCACUGUCUGCCCCUGAUCAGUAUUUACCCGUGGCACUUUGAAAAUCCUAAGCAAGGUCAACCGUAAGACACAGAAGAGGUAUGAGAUUCUGCAAAGAAGAAGAAGGAAGGUAUAGACCUAUAUGACCGAAGUUCUAAGUAGCUAACUGAACUUCCUUCACCUGUUUAACCUUGAUAGCACUGCUCACGUAAUGCAUCCCAAAAAUACCUUUUAUAUUAAUGAUUGCUCUCAUUUUCUUAUAAAUGUAUGUUUCAGUACAUUGUUGUGUCUCAUAUUCAAGCAUUCCAGAUUGUAUAAUUUUUGCAAAUAACUUUGAUAUUACGUGACACAACACAUUUAUGCAAUCUGCAGCUACUCAAUUGUUAUUGCAAGUUCCAGAAUCCCUGCUAUACCAACUUUAGUUGAUUCUCGAAGUACAGUAAGCUUUCUCUGGCUUGGGAAGCCGUAACCGUUAUGAUAAAAUCUUUCCGUUUUGGCUGUGGUUUAUAUAUUGUGAAUUUGGAUUUGACUCUAUUGUUUCACAUCAUGGUUUGUUAUACUGUCUUAAUCAGGGUUUUUUAUACCAAGUUGAGUUACUUGUUUUGCACUUCUUGUUAGGACUCAGAGAUCCAGGGGUCCUACCAAGUCGUAUGUCUCAAUAAAGGACAACUUACCUAUUGUUUGUUUAGAGUCAGAGACAGGUCACACCUUCAUUCCAAUUUACUGUCCCUUUUAAUCCUUUCAGUAUUCCAUACUUAGCAGCAUUUCGCCAGGAAGAAGCUAAGAGUGAGAAAAACAUACUGUGUAUUACUAUUACCACUGAAAAGGGAAGACUCUAGGAAUGACAUGAGAACUACAGCAGUACUGCAGGGUCAGGGAAUUUGCCUUUCAAAACACAGACAGGAAGGGAGCUACUGAUAGCACUUUCAAGGGAGUAUUUUUUUAAAGAGAAAAAUUAUGAUAGCAUCAAGAUCAUUGUACGGAUAUAUUUUUAUUAUGCAUACUGAAUAUAUAUUUUAAAUUACCUUAAACUACUUAUUCUCAUAACUCUUAUUCAUUGCUUCAGCUAGGGGUAACACUUGCUGGGCUUCAAUCCCAAAGAGGUUUAUAACCUGAUUUAUUCAAAGCCUAUAAGGUGGUGUGGGCUCUUCCUCCUGCCAAGCACUGGAAAACUUACAAGUCCUGCAAAUUGCCAUUGCGAGCCACCCAGCUCAAAAAAAAAAAAAAA